CGUUCCGUCUGCUGCGUCCUCUGGGUGGACGCCGACACGUCGGUGCUGGAGCGGUACGUCGGCGACCGCGUCGACUGCAUGGUGGAGCAAGGGCUCGUCGGCGAGGUGCGGGAGUUUUACCGGGCGGACGCGGACUACUCCCGUGGGAUCAGGAGGGCCAUUGGCGUGCCGGAGAUGGACACCUACUUCCGGCAGGAGGCGGCAGGGGCGCUGGAGGGAGACGAGGAACGACGGGCCGGGCUCCUCGAGGCCGCCGUCGGCGAGAUCAAGGAGAACACAUGCAGGCUGGUGUGCAGUCAGCUCCGGAAGAUCCACCGCCUGCGAUGCCUGCCUGGGUGGAGCAUCCGCCGCCUCGAUGUCACCAGGGUGCUUUCGCUCAAGGUCGGGAAGGCGACGGACCAAGAGGCGGAGCGCACCCUGUGGGAGGCGGAUGUCGUCGGGCCUGCCGCGUGCGUCGUUGACAUGUUUAUUCGCUCUCCUGGAGGGAUGGUGGCGGAUGUGAGCACGGAUGGGAAGGAGCUAAGCACGGGGGCCAAGCAUGCAGCCGUCGCCGGAAUCGUCGAAGCGGCCGACAGGUGUGGUCUGCAGCUACUCGAGACUGGGCCGACGUCUCGUGGGUUUCAUCCAAGGAAAGCGGCCGCAGCAGUUUGAGUUUCGAGACUCUCAUCAACUUAACCGUACCACCCCUAAAAAAAUCAACUUAACCAUACCAUAUAUCCAUUUAUUUAGUAUCAGAAUAAUCAUUUUAUUGAUUUAUUUUAUCUAGUUGUGCUCUUCUAUCCAUUAAGUUAUAGAAAAGCCUAAUGCAUUGUAUACUGCACACUACUAAACUGGAGUAGAUGACACCCAUGCGCUAAUUAUUUCAAUG
Molecule: messenger RNA, 868 nt
Organism: Triticum urartu
Lineage: Eukaryota; Viridiplantae; Streptophyta; Magnoliopsida; Poales; Poaceae
Source: RefSeq, a predicted model, not a curated record